AUGUCCAAUUCAAAUGUCCUCACUCUUCGUGAGGAGUCUUCCGAUCUCAAUACGCAGUUGGAGCAGCGGCGUAGCCAGGUACGGAAUUUGGAACUGCAAGUGCUGCGGAAGGAAGCCGAACUUCGUCGUAUAAAGGAAGAACAGCUACUUCUAAAAGAACUUCACUCAGUGAAUGAGCUAACACUUCGAAAAAGACAAGAACAAGAAAAUAUGGAGUCGAACCAACGACUUAAAAUUUCACAAGAAUCUUUGGAAGAGGUAAUUGCUCUUGAAAAUGAAAUAAAAAACGAAAACAAACGUACUGCAGAACUACAAGAAAUGGCAAACACAACAUCACGUCAAAUGGAAGAAGUGGAAAAAGGUAUUGAAGACAUAAGUAAUCGUUUGGCAUUGGUAAAACAAGCAACGGGAUGGGAUAAACCUGGAAUCAACAGUAAUGACGGAUCGCUCCUCACCAAUGAAUGGAUGAUGCGAAAGAAAAACUUAACUGCAUUACAUGAAGAACAACAGACUGUUAAGGGGUUAACGACAUUACUAGAUGAGCGAAUUGAAACUCUUACAAAGGAACUCGAAAUGCAAGGGAAAAAAGCAGAAGAACUUGAUGCUGCUCAAGAAACUCUCCGCCAAAAAAAUGCUCAUUAUGAAAACCUUUUGGAUCAAUUAAAGUCUAUGGAGCGCCUUACAAAGAAGAAGGAACGUCUCCUGGAUGCUUCCCAUAACAGAGAAAACGAUGACUACAAGACACUCAAACUUUUGGAAGGAGAUAAAAAGGUUUUGUAUGGUACUCUUUCCAAGUUUCGUCAAACCAAUGUGGCUAAUACCAGAUCUAUUAUUUCUCUUGAAGUGCGUCUCAGAGAGUUGGAGACCAAACUGGAAGCUGUAAAUCUUUUCUUGCAACAGGUAUUUGCCGAUGUGGAAGAAGAAGCACCCAUGGAAAAUGUCCCUGAAAAUGCUGUGGAGGUUCCUUUGAAGCAAUUUGAGGAGCUUUGCCAUGAACUUGAACUCUCUCGAGAAACAUUGAUCCAGCGUGACGAUCAACUCAGCGCCCACGACGCAAAGGUUGAGCAACUGGAGCAAAAAACAACAAUUCUUCGGAACGCUAUUGCAUCUCGUGCCACAUCUGCUCAGCUGCAAGUGAAGAGUAAGGAGAAAGAAUUUGAAACUUUGAUGUCUCACGUCGAUUACAUGAAAGCUGAGUUUGAUGAAGAAUACGCGAAGCUAUCAAAGGAGAACAAUUUGUUGCGCUCCAAGCUCAAUCAAAUUUAG
Molecule: messenger RNA, 1266 nt
Organism: Trypanosoma theileri
Lineage: Eukaryota; Euglenozoa; Kinetoplastea; Trypanosomatida; Trypanosomatidae
Exons: 1
Coding region: 1-1266 (421 amino acids)
Source: RefSeq, a predicted model, not a curated record